Messenger RNA from Carcharodon carcharias (great white shark), 1332 nucleotides. RefSeq names its product mucin-21-like. Bases 1 to 1332 code for a protein of 443 amino acids. Lineage: Eukaryota; Metazoa; Chordata; Chondrichthyes; Lamniformes; Lamnidae. The record is from RefSeq and is a predicted model, not a curated record. The transcript has a single exon.
AUGGCAACAAACAGUAACACAUCAACAUGCUGCAACACAUCAAAAGCAAGCAGCACCAAAGCAACAAGCUGCAAUACAACAAAAACCCGCAACACAACAACAAACAGCAACACAGCAACAAUUGGCAACACAACAACAACCGGUAACACAACAACCAGCAGAACAUCAGCAACCACAACACAACAACAGCAGCAACACAACACCGACCGCAACACAACAACAAGCAGCACCACAACAUCAAGCAGCAACACAACAGCAACCGGAAACACAACAACAAACAGCAACAUAGAAACAAGAAGCAGCAACACAGCAACAAGCAGCAACACAACAACAAGCGGAAACACAGCAACAACCAGCAGCAACAUAGCAACAAGCGGAAGCACGGCAAGAAACAGUGACACAACAACAUGCGGCAAUAAAACAACAAGCAGCAACACAACAAAAACCAGCAACACAACAACUACCAGCAACACAACAACAAGCUGUAGCAACACAGCAACAAGCAGCUACACAACAACAACUGGAAACACAAUAACAAUCAGCAAUACAACAACUACAAGAGGCAGCACAACAACAAGCAACAAAACAGCAACACGUGGCAACACAACAACAACCGGUAACACAACAACCAGCAACACAUCAGCAACUACAACACAACAACAGCAGCAACACAACAGCGAAAGCAACACAACAACAAGCAGCACCACAACAACAACCAGCAACACAACAGAAACCGGAAACACAACAACAAAUAGCAACAUAGAAACAACAAGCAGCAACACAGCAACAACAAGCAGCAACACAGCAACAAGCGGAAACAUGGCAACAAACAGUAACACAACAAGACGCGGCAACACAAAAAAAGCAAGCAGCAACAAAGCAACAAGCAGCAACACAACAAAAAACCGCAACACAACAACUACCAGCAACACAACAACAAGCAGUAGCAACACAGCAACAAGCAGCAACACAACAACAACCAGAAACACAAUAACUACCAGCAACACAACAACAACAAGCGGCAGCAGAACAACAAGCAACAACACAGCAACAAGUGGCAACACAACAACAACCGGCAACACAACAAGCAGCACCACAACAGAAACCGGAAACACAACAACAAACAGCAACAUAGAAACAACAAGCAACAACACAGCAACAACUAGCAGCAACACAGCAACAAGCAGCAACACAACAACAAGCGGAAACACAGCAACAACAAGCAGCAACACAAAAACAAGCAGAAACAUGGCAACAAACAGUAACACAACAACAUGCAGAAACACAUCAACAGCAAGCAGCAACAAAGCAACAAGCAGCAACACAACAUAA